Gigantopelta aegis is the source of this 2943-nucleotide messenger RNA. RefSeq names its product abscission/NoCut checkpoint regulator-like. Bases 980 to 2281 code for a protein of 433 amino acids. The transcript has 12 exons. The record is from RefSeq and is a predicted model, not a curated record. Gene Ontology annotation, cellular component: cleavage furrow; centrosome; midbody. Lineage: Eukaryota; Metazoa; Mollusca; Gastropoda; Neomphalida; Peltospiridae. Gene Ontology annotation, molecular function: phosphatidylinositol-3-phosphate binding; metal ion binding. Gene Ontology annotation, biological process: mitotic cytokinesis checkpoint signaling; abscission.
UAUCACAAGACACUCGGGGAGUAUCCUCUAUAUAUACAUACAUACACACACACACACACACAUAUUUACAUAUAUAAUAUAUAUACCGUAGCCCAAGUAUUUUGCUGCUAGAGAGCUAAACGGACAUUUGAACAGUUAUAAUCACCAGGGCUUCUAGAUUAUGGUAGCCCCACUCCCGUGGCUAAUGAUAUUCAAUGUUGGGCUAGUAAAUAACUACAACUGCCAUGCCUGAUGGCUAGUGAUAUUUUGGGGGGUGAAAUGUUGCAGUUAAGUCUAUUUUGUAAAUGUGAAUAUACUGACCCCACUCCAACCCUUAAUGGUAGUGUUUUUGAGCUCUUUCUCCCUCUUUAGGUGACAUAUCUGAUUAUUACUAUUAUUUAGUAAAAUUGUAUUAACUUAAAGUAAAGUAGGGCUAGUGAAUUUGUAAUCUUGGCUAGUAAUUGUUUUUUUAAUUACUGAUCCCAUGGCUAGUGGAUUUAAUUUUUUUUCUAGAAGCCCUGAUCAUUCCGCAUGCCUUCAGAAAAAAUAAAAACACAGGAUGUUUGUCUUUGUAGACUUCUUGAUUUUACCUUCACCCCACAAGCAUUUUGUUUCACAUGUAAAUACAGGUAUCUAUAGGAUUAAAGCUAGCUUAGUUGAUGUUUUAAAACAUACCUGUAUAUUACAUUAUAUUUUUGAUUCAUGAUUGACAGACAGAUUUAUGCAAAUGUUCUUUGUGUUCAAAUGAUAUACAACUAAGUGGGGGUAAUAUAGUAGUCUUUUCUUCUUCUUUUUUAUCGACCCCAGGGCCAAUGUACCACACAUGCAUGGAUCAUCCUUUUUCAAUAAGAUAAAUGUUUGUUAUAUUUUCAGAGAGAUGUUUUUAUUUCAUCAUUUUCAGUCUUGUUAAUUGUUUCCAAUUAACGAAUAAUGGCUUCAGGGCAGUGUUACGGAUGUGGUGCAUCAUUUGGCUUGUUUAAGAAGGAGGCAAAGAAGUUUGAUGGGAUUGGUACCUCUUCGAAGAUGUCUGUUAAACCUGUGUUUUCCAAUUUGUAUAGCAAAGCAUGGAUGCAAAAACUGUGGAUUUGCAUUUUGUACUAAGUGUUUAACGAAGACCGUGGCUAUUCCCAAAUGUGACAACACCAAACACCAUGUGUGCAUCAAGUGUUACGAUAUAAUCACUGGAAAAGUUGACUCAUCGGACAAGAAAGAGAGAUAUUCUCCACCUGCAGCAUAUUUAAAACGGGUUGCGGCACUGGAAGAACGUAAGAGUGAGAAAACCCAGAGUCAUGGCCAUGCUUCACAUAAGCAUGUUCCAAUCGAACUGAGAGGGCUCUCAAAAGAGGAUCGUCAAAUAGCAGAGAGAUUGAGCAAGCUGAAAGAGAAACCCCAAAAUGCUCCAAAGCCGGCCACAGAUAAAGAGCUCAGUGAGAGACUUGAUCGUUUGAAAGGCACUUCUUCACAUCAGCCUACAGCACAGACAUCACACACAUCCAAAACUCAGUAUUAUCACCCACCUGAGCGGAGGGCUGAGCAGCAGCAGGUUGAUGAACUACUGGAUGAAAUUGCUAAUGAGGUGGAGCUUGAUGCACAAUUCGACCCGGUGGCAUGCGUAGAAAAACGACUGGCUGAGUAUAAGGGUCAAGAAGGAGCAAAGAAAGGUGGAAAUGGUCUGUCUAACAACUUGAACAAACUGACAUGUGGUGUGGAGAAGCCUUACGACAAGAAUAUCACAGCGUUGUCGGCGAGUGGAGAGAAUGAAGUUAGUCUGCAGGAGAUGAACUCUCUCAUUGAGGCAGCAGCACAGGAACUCCAGGUCGAUGCUGAGAAGGCCCUCCAAGGUUUACAGAAGGACAAGGAGCUGAUGGACAAGCUGAAGGAGAUCAAGAAGAGGAGGACAGAAGCCUCAGGGGAAGCUGAUCGAUCACUGAUUGCCAAUGUGGAUGAUGCAAAUGAAGAUGAAGAUAGUGAAGAUGAGGAACAGGCAACUAAAAGAAUUCUCAAAAAGUACUUGGAAGAGGCCAGACUAGAAGAGGCAGUAGCUGCUGAUCAAAAGGAGAACCCUAAGGUCAACAAUGCAGUUGUGAAGAGUAAAGCAAGUACAAAUCGAGAUGAGAAUGAGGAUUACGAAGACCCAGAUGAACUUCCUUACUGUUCUUUGUGUACAGAAGAUGCCACCAUCCGGUGCCUUGGAUGCAACUAUGAUCUGUUUUGUAACAAGUGUUUCAGACAGUGUCAUGAGGAAUUCAGCAUCAAUGACCAUAUUUCCAUCAAGUACAUCCCACCUAAACAAACUACGUAAACCACUGAAACACACUGGAGAUUGCUGAGACACAUCGCAGAUUUAGCAGAUGAUUCACUGGAAGAUCUUCAUCAUUGAGAUGGUGAAAGUCAGCACACCCAGAAUUGUUCAGUUGUGCUGACAAACACAUUCCAACAGCUAUAAUGAGAACACACAUUUAUUUCUUACUUGCAUCAACACAAUCAGAUAUGCAUGCAGACACAAUUUCUGAUUCAUUUGCCAGCAUUUAUGUUUUAUGGGAAAACAACAACUGAUAAUAUAUGGAAUCUCCAAUAAUUGGAGAUCCUAGCAAUACAUGUGGUGGUGGCUCCUAGCUGACAAUAGCAUUAAAUUUCGGAGUGGUUCACAUCAUCUAUACUAUUUAAAAAGGAAAUGCUAACAAUUGUUGGAGAAAACAAAUUGUGAAAAAUAAACAACCUAAGUAUAGCCUGUAUUAGAAAUUCGCGAGAAAAAAUAGGCAGAGUUACGUCCUCUAACCACUAACCACUUCAGGUGCGUUCCGCUUACUUCGGGUAUAGCCGAUGGCCACAGUUGUUUGAGAAUCUUCAGCUGAGAUUUAUUCAUGCCAGUCCCUGGCAUCAUAAAUGUCCCCACCUAUGCUUUAAAAAUAAAGAAUGAUACAGGUAAAAAUGAAGUUGAUGAAAUUGCGUUUUGUUAUAACU